AUUCUACGAAGAAUUUUCAAGUAAUUUCUUUCAGCUAGUAUUAAUCUUAGUAGGAAGUAAAAUGCACAUUAGUAUUAUGAUCGUGCUUAGCUUAGACGAUAUCUAUUUUAAUUUGUUUCACAAAAUAUUACUUACACGUGUAACAUACAGUUGGCACACGAUCAAAAAAAUUAACGCUAUAAGUAUUCCCAAAAAUAGUUAAAGGUUAUAGUAAAUAUUUUAGGAGUUUUGUUAUAUAAUUGUAUUUGAAAAUGUCUGUGUUUAGCAAAAACGUGAUUGUAGCAUUUAAAAAGUAUCCUGUUCUUCGUGGGAUGGCAUCAUAUGGUAUUAUUUGGCCUAUAUCUAGUUUUAUACAACAAACAUUUGAGGGAAAACGUUUUGAUUCUGAUGAUAAGUAUGAUUGGUUGAGAUGUGCUCGCUUUGGUUUAUAUGGUUCCUGCUAUGUUGCUCCUACACUUUAUACUUGGUUAACAAUAGCUAGUAUAAUGUGGCCUGGAAAUACCAUUAAAGCUGCAGCCUUUAAGACAUUUUUUGAAACCAUUACAUAUACUCCGUUUGCAAUGUGCAGUUUCUACUUUGGUAUGAGUUUAUUAGAACUCAAGACUUUUAACGAAGCAGUUGCAGAAGUAAACUCCAAAUUCUGGCCUACUUAUAAGGUAGGUGCAUCUAUCUGGCCAGCAGUUGCAAUGAUUAACUUCUGUUUAAUACCUGAAAAAAAUAGAGUUCCAUUUAUCAGUGUCUGUAGUCUCAUAUGGACAUGCUUCUUGGCUUAUAUGAAACAUUUAGAUAAAGAUAAUGUUGCUUUACAUUCUGAAAAACGGUCUGGUCAGUUAUUAAGUGCUUAAGAAAUUAUUUAAUAUCAUGAAAUAUGACAUCAUAUUUAAUAAGUCGAAAAUAGAUUUGCAUUGUAACUUUUGGAUCUUGAUUAAUUAAAUUUACAGUGAUAUUCAGCCGGGAGCACAAGUACAAAUAUAUUUGUUACCCAGUUUCUUAUUUAUAUAGGAUCUUCAAGUAAUUUAGUAAAGCACUGUGCACAGUUGUGCAAGCCAUUGUGGACAUUUAUGCAAUAUUUAGAGCAAUUUAUCACUGUUGUGUUAUUUAUAAGUAUUUUGAGCAGUAUUAGAAUUUUAUAACUUUCAACAUCUCAUAGAAAGUGUAGUAUUACCUUUCAUAUAGUAUUACAUUUAACAAUAAUACCAUUCUAAACUCAACAUCAAAAGUACAAUUAUAUCAAGCAUAAAGGUAUGAAUCUUGAUUUUUUAUUAUUGUAAGUAUAUGUACAAUAUUAUAAAAAUCUAUUAACCAUUGUUUAUGAUGUUUUACAUUUUAGGGAAAUCUUUUUUUAUUAUACUCAAAUAUUAAAAAUCAAAGACGAACAAAUAUAGUUAAAUAAAGCAAGACUAUCACCACAUACAGCACACUUUUUGAAAUUAGUAAGUUUCUUAUCAAUAAAAAUUAAAUCCUUAGAAAUCACAAUAUUAUUUAAAUUUGUGGAGAUCAUACAUAAAACUAUUUUGUUUGAAUGAUUUGGUUUAAAAAUGUAACACUUAUUGUUACAAGUUAAAAUGGCUUGAUUAAAUUUAUAAAAACUUAGUUAGUAUGUGUAAUAAUCUCAAAGAUUGACAUGUGAUUCCUAAAAUACAGGUAUUUGCAAUUAAAUUGCAUGUUAGAAUAAUGUAUACUUUAUGUAUGUAUUUAAUUUUAAAGUAUUUAUAUCUGAAUAUGAGAAUAUAGGAUAUUCAUUAUUAAAAUGACAUUAAAAUAUUAAUAUAAUGAAAAAAAAAAUUAUAUUGAUAGUAGACCUCCAGUUUAACUUAAAAUUAAUAAAACAAAAAUAAGAAUGAUUUAAGCAUAAAUAUACAUACUUUAAAUUAUUUCAUUACUGGUAAAAGUCACAAUUUUAUAUUAAUAUUUUUGUAAUAAUUAUAUACAAACUUUUAAGAAUUGGUAUUUCAUUUAUUAAAUUAUUAAAAUAUGGUAUUUUAUUUAACAAAGUUAUACAGUUUGUGCAUGCGUCAUGUCGCCCUCAACCUGACCUGUUAAAUUUUUAAUUAAUUUAAUUCUGCCCCUAUUGAAAUUAUAAAAAAAUUCAAGUGUACUGAAUUAAAAACAAAACAAAAAGAAAGAAUUUAAAAGAUAAUACAAUUGAGAAUAGGUAUUUACUUUAUAAUCUUUAAUUGGCUAUUUUUCAUUAAAUCGGAGGUAUUUAUCUCAAAGCACGCGUAAAGAAUAAUUUCAAAAUGACAAUUUAGUUAUGCCAUAGUAUAAUUGAACAAAUCGAGUCAUUGCGAAAAUCCUUAGAUAAUUCACGAUUGCAAAGAAUAAUAGAUAUAUAAAAGAAGAUUUUACAAUCGUCCGAACUUUUUGUAGAUAAGUCUUAAGUAAGUCGCAAAUGAGCAUUACUAACCACUUAAAAAUAUUUUAAAAUAAAUGUGGUUACAAAUAAAUUUGUAUACCCUACUAUUAUAUAAGCUGCCUCAAGGUAUGCCUAAUAACUGAACACUACCAAUCUUAGUUAUAAAAUAUCAGUUAAUGUGUUGGUAAUAGGUUUAGAUGCCUACCAAAAUUAUUCAAAUAUCAUGUCCUCCAGUGCAAUCGUAUGUAAAAGCAAUUAUAAUAUGAAAUCUCAAUU
This is a messenger RNA of Vanessa tameamea, 2632 nucleotides long. Its product is annotated as mpv17-like protein. The transcript is spliced from 4 exons. The coding region runs from base 252 to 845 and encodes 197 amino acids. Gene Ontology annotation, biological process: cellular response to reactive oxygen species. The record is from RefSeq and is a predicted model, not a curated record. Gene Ontology annotation, cellular component: mitochondrion; cytoplasm; membrane. Lineage: Eukaryota; Metazoa; Arthropoda; Insecta; Lepidoptera; Nymphalidae.